Molecule: messenger RNA, 5748 nt
Organism: Boleophthalmus pectinirostris (great blue-spotted mudskipper)
Lineage: Eukaryota; Metazoa; Chordata; Actinopteri; Gobiiformes; Gobiidae
Gene: mib1
Product: MIB E3 ubiquitin protein ligase 1
Exons: 22
Coding region: 594-3731 (1045 amino acids)
Biological process (GO): protein ubiquitination
Cellular component (GO): cytoplasm
Molecular function (GO): ubiquitin-protein transferase activity; protein binding; zinc ion binding
Source: RefSeq, a predicted model, not a curated record
UUUUGCUCUGCCGCUCGUCUUCGGGCUUUGGGGCUUUGUCGUUCAGCUCUGGAGCUAGUUGUUGCUUCUGGGUCUGACGAUUAUUUACAACAAUGGCGACGCGUUUAUCCUGAGCUAGCUCCAGAAAACCACCCCUGGGUAACAUACGGACAACCGGGUGGACUUAACUCAAUCUCAACAAGCAACAACUGCAUCCGGAAGAUUUUUUUAUUUCAGCAAAAGAGGUGCAUCUGCUAACUGUGCUGUAGUUAGCUAACACAUCGACUCGCUAGCCUGCUGCUAAGUUGAAGAGGAGAAGAGCAUACUACCGAGUUGACUCCUCACAAAAUAUGGAAAUUGUGCUUCGUACUUAGGUUUUUCCUUCACUGCGAGCCGCGGAGACGCACUAGCAGCGUGAUCGUGGACUCACUUUUAGAGACUCCCACAGCCGUGUAGGUAGCGGACCAGGCUACUUUGCUAACAGGCUAAUCCAGUGGAUUGUUUGAUUUCUCUGUGGACUUGAGUCUGUACAAGUGUUCAAGGCGCAACAGUAGCUGGCUAGCACGCAACUCUAGCCUGCUGAAUUUCUGUGGCAUUGCGAUACACUUUCGUAAAUGACCACGGGUAGGAACAACCGAGCGAUGAUGGAAGGAGUUGGAGCCAGAGUGGUGCGUGGACCUGACUGGAAGUGGGGCAAACAGGACGGAGGAGAGGGGCAUGUGGGCACCGUGAGGAGCUUUGAGAGUCCCGAGGAGGUGGUCGUGGUUUGGGACAACGGAACAGCUGCUAACUACCGCUGCUCUGGAGCGUACGACGUGAGGAUACUGGACAGUGCUCCUACAGGUAUCAAGCAUGACGGAACUAUGUGUGACACCUGCCGUCAACAGCCCAUCAUUGGUAUUCGCUGGAAAUGUGCCGAAUGCACCAAUUACGACCUCUGCACUACAUGUUACCAUGGAGACAAGCAUCACCUUCGACAUCGCUUCUACAGGAUCACCACCCCGGGCAGUGAGAGAGUGCUUUUGGAGUCACGGCGAAAGUCCAAGAAAAUCACAGCCAGAGGGAUCUUCGCUGGAGGCCGUGUGGUGAGAGGAGUGGACUGGCAGUGGGAAGAUCAGGAUGGGGGCAACGGGAGGAGAGGAAAGGUGACUGAGAUCCAGGAUUGGAGUGCAGCCAGUCCCCACAGCGCAGCCUAUGUGCUCUGGGACAAUGGUGCCAAAAACCUGUACCGGGUUGGCUUCGAGGGAAUGUCCGAUCUUAAGUGUGUCCAGGAUGCUAAAGGAGGCUCUUUCUACAGAGAUCAUUGCCCUGUUUUAGGUGAACAAAAUGGCAACAGAAAUCCAGGUGGUCUUCAGAUUGGGGACCUUGUCAACAUAGACUUGGACCUAGAGAUUGUCCAGUCUCUUCAGCAUGGUCACGGAGGCUGGACUGACGGCAUGUUCGAGACCCUCACCACCACUGGUACUGUGUGCGGCAUCGACGAGGACCAUGACAUCGUGGUGCAGUAUCCCAGUGGUAACAGAUGGACAUUCAAUCCCGCAGUUCUGACAAAGGCCAACGUGGUGCGGAGUGGAGAGGUGGCAGCGGGGGCAGAGGGGGGCAGCUCACAGUUCAUGGUGGGAGACCUGGUCCAGAUCUGCUACGACAUUGACCGCAUCAAGCUUCUACAGAGAGGGCAUGGAGAGUGGGCUGAGGCCAUGCUACCUACCCUGGGCAAAGUUGGGCGCGUACAACAAAUCUACUCUGACAGUGAUUUAAAGGUCGAAGUUUGUGGAACCUCGUGGACGUACAAUCCUGCCGCUGUCACCAAGAUUGCUCCCUCCGGCUCUGCUGUCAGCAACGCCUCUGGAGAGCGCUUGUCCCAGCUGUUGAAAAAGCUGUUUGAGACACAGGAAUCUGGGGACAUCAACGAGGAGCUGGUAAAGGCAGCGGCUAACGGAGAUUUGGCCAAAGUGGAGGAUAUCCUGAAGAGACCUGACGUGGAUGUAAAUGGGCAGUGUGCUGGACACACGGCCAUGCAGGCAGCCAGUCAGAAUGGUCAUGUGGAUGUGUUGAAGCUUCUGCUCAAACACAAUGUGGACCUGGAGGCUGAGGACAAAGACGGGGACCGAGCAGUGCACCACGCAGCCUUUGGUGAUGAGGGCUCUGUCAUUGAGGUGCUGCAAAGGGGCGGAGCUGAUCUGAAUGCAAGAAAUAAGCGUAGACAAACUCCUUUACAUAUAGCCGUCAACAAGGGUCAUCUACAGGUGGUCAAAACACUGCUGGACUUUGGCUGCCAUCCAAGUCUACAGGACUCUGAAGGGGACACGCCUUUACAUGAUGCUAUCAGUAAAAAGAGAGAUGACAUGUUGUCUGUACUGCUCGAGGCCGGCGCAGACGUCACUAUCACAAACAACAAUGGUUUCAACGCUCUGCAUCAUGCCGCCCUAAGAGGAAACCCCAGUGCGAUGCGGGUGCUGCUGUCCAAACUGCCCAGGCCGUGGAUCGUGGAUGAGAAGAAGGACGAUGGAUACACGGCUCUGCACCUGGCUGCUCUCAACAACCACGUGGAGGUGGCGGAGCUGCUGGUGCACCAGGGAAAUGCCAGCCUGGACAUCCAGAACGUAAACCAACAGACAGCCUUACAUCUGGCAGUAGAGCGCCAACACACACAGAUUGUUCGGCUGCUUGUGCGAGCGGAGGCUAAACUUGACGUUCAGGACAAGGACGGAGACACGCCCCUCCAUGAAGCACUGCGUCACCACACACUGUCCCAACUGCGACAACUUCAAGACAUGCAGGACGUCAGCAAAGUGGAGCCCUGGGAACCAUCCAAGAACACUUUAAUCAUGGGCUUGGGGACCCAGGGGGCGGAGAAGAAGAGCGCGGCAUCCAUCGCCUGUUUCCUGGCAGCCAACGGAGCAGACCUGACCAUUCGUAACAAAAAGGGCCAGUCCCCUCUAGACCUCUGUCCAGAUCCAAGCCUCUGCAAAGCUCUGGCCAAAUGCCACAAGGAGAAGAGCAGCAGUCAGGUGGGCACACGCAGCCCCUCUCUAAACAGUAAUAUGGAGAGUCUGGAGGAGUGCAUGGUGUGUUCGGACAUGAAGAGAGACACUCUGUUUGGGCCGUGCGGACACAUUGCCACCUGCUCCCUCUGCUCCCCGCGGGUCAAGAAGUGUCUCAUCUGUAAAGAGCAGGUCCAGUCCAGAACCAAGAUCGAGGAGUGUGUGGUCUGCUCUGACAAAAAGGCAGCAGUGUUGUUCCAGCCCUGUGGUCACAUGUGCGCUUGUGAGAACUGUGCCAGCCUCAUGAAGAAGUGCGUACAGUGCCGGGCUGUGGUGGAACGCCGCACUCCCUUCGUAUUGUGCUGUGGAGGGAAAGGUAUGGAGGAUGAUGCCGCUCAUGAUGAUGAUGAUGAUGAUGAUGAUGAUGAUGAUGAUGAUGAUGAUGAUGACCUUACAGGGAGCUCUAACAGUAUGGCAGGGGGGUCCCAGGAUCUUCUCCAGCCCAACAAUCUGGCUCUAAGUUGGUCGAGUGGAAACAUCCCAGCCCUGCAGAGGGACAAAGACAACACUAACGUCAACGCAGAUGUUCAGAAGCUCCAACAGCAGCUGCAGGACAUCAAAGAACAGACCAUGUGCCCGGUGUGUUUGGACAGGCUCAAAAACAUGAUCUUUAUGUGUGGCCACGGCACCUGCCAGCUGUGUGGAGACCGCAUGAGCGAGUGUCCCAUCUGCCGCAAGGCCAUCGAGCGCCGCAUCCUUCUCUACUGAAUCCCGCCCACCACAGACUCCGCCCACCUGAGACCCCUGUCCACCUGUGACCCCAGAGACCCCUGUCCACGAGAACUGAGCACACCCAAAAACUUGUACACCAGCCAGACCUAACGCUUGACCAUUGUCUGCACCUCUAUCUCAAGAUCUCCAUGGUCUUAUUUUCACUGCUCUUAAAAAGUGACUGAUGGAUUCCUGUUACAAAUCUACAAAUGGACUUUUAUCAUGGAUUACCAGUUCAAUUUUGUGUUUUAACUGUGCUGGUCUAUAGACUUGAACAUGUCAGAAGUGUAACGCUGGAGAGGUCGACGUACCUUUUUCCUUAUGCAUUUGUUGCAGUGAAGCCAACUGCAGUUUAAAAUGGUAUUUUUAAAUCCAGCUGAAAAUGUAUUCUUGUCUGACUUGACAACAGUGUGGCCGUAUUACCAUUCUUGUUAAAUAAUUUACAUUGUCUGGCUUGGUAUUGAGACUGUAAACCUCAAGCAUGACAUUACAACCACCAAGUGUCAGACUGACUGAAAAAUAUACCAUAAAAUAACAGUUAUAUCACUAUUCUUUGGAGGUUUAAAACACUUUUUUGGGGGGCAUUUUUCAUUUAUAAAUAUAAUCAGUACUCAAAAUUUCCAAGACAACAAUAUUUAAAUGAUCAUUUCUAACUAUGAUCAUAUAAGAAAGGUCCAGCUCUGUCCUAUAAAUGUUUUCAGUAUCAGUACAUUUGAUUUAAGUUGUAGUAUUAAUUUACUAUGUUGUUGUUCUUUUUUUAAAAUAUGUAUUUAUAUUUUGACGACCUUAAUAUAACCUCGUCAUUGGGAUGAUCAAAAACAUGUAAGAUACAUCAAAAUAUAAGAGAUAAGAGAUAUAAGAGAAGCUAUUUUUUCUUCACCUGUCCCUCAGUGGUCGUAAUGUUAUGCUUGAUCUUAAAACCGCUUGGUCAGUAAAUAAAUCUGUUUUUGCUGACUUCCACUCGUGAUAACACACACUAGCCUACAGCCACUUGCACCACGCCUUGUACUUUGUUUACCGAGCCGUACCAGCCACCAUCGACCGCCAUGUUGCAACAGCUCCUUGGACUUCACUCCACCAAUGCUCAAUACAAAUCACCCAACCACUGUUGUAAAACCACAUUAUGCAAACACUACAUUGAGAAGUACCUCGUCUACUUUACUGUUUCAGACUUUGUGGUAUUGUCCUGCAAAAAGAGUGUACAAUUUGAUCGCUAAUUCACCACGAUGACUUCAGUGCCAUCCGCUUCCAAAAAAUGUUAAAAUAGCUUGUAUGGAGAUAACAUAUUUCAUCACGUAUUAUUAUUUAAUUCUUUAAAUCAAACUUUAUUGAGCUAGAGAGUACAAUCUAUUAGUAAACAAAGACAGAGGUAUAGUAUAAAUUAUUUCUUAUCGCUGCCCAAAAAUAGGAUUUAUAGAUUCACUGCCUUCCUAAAACUGUAUGUAGCCUCAAAUUUUACAUCCUGCUUUGAUAAAGUGUAUGUUUUGUUUGUAAUUUUAUGAUGAUUUGUUUUUGCUUUUCUAUUGUGUUGCAAUAGCUUCCUAGCAAUCAUCGGUAGAAACUUUUUACUAAAAAAAUACUGUAGGUCUUAUUUGUGAAAUGAAAAGAUUUUGUUAAGGUAUUAUGUUAUCUUCUGCUUGUUUUGGGAGGAAAGCUAAUGAUUUUUAAAGACUUGCCUUACCUCUUUUAAAAUGGGUGUCACCCAUGUGGAGACUAGAGUGAUAUUAUGACUGCUAACAUUUUUUUCUCUUAUGGACUGAAAGAAAGUGUUUUAUUGAUAACACAUAAGCUAGAAGCACUAAUUGGCUUUAAGUAGUGUUGUCCUGUUAUGGUUGUUAAAAAGAAAGCCUAUUUUGUACUUUAUUUUCGAAACUUGUAAUUUUGUCCUGUCGCAAAUGUAUUCAUAGUAUUUUCUUUGGCAUGAAUGUGGACAUAUGCAGUACAACAGUCAGAUCUGUAUGGCUCAAAAGUGCUUUUAAAACAAGCAUAUGGCAAAAAUAAAGCUAUAAAUGAA